UCUCAAAACCCUAACUAACGUAUCUUCUUCUUUAUCAUCUUUCAAUUAAAAUACCAAAAAGAAGAUCAAAAUAUAUCCAUUAGAGCAUAAUUAGUUCAAUGGACAAUAAUUAUCUUUGGGAGAUCUUCACUAAUAACAAACAAAAUAUUAGUGAAGAUCAUGUAGAUCAUCACCACCACCUACUUCAGAUUCAGAUUCCUAAUUUCCAACUAAAUGGAUUUUCCCAACAAGAUAAUCAAGAUCUCAUAAAGGAUCAUGUUGGUUCGUCAGUUAUUAUGUCUCAAUUCCAAACAAGUUAUGAUCAGCUAUAUAAAUCUUCAACCGUCAACACAAAUACUUCAACUAUUACGCCUCAACUCCAAACAAGUAGUGAUUGUUUAUGUAAAUCUUCAUUCAGUACGAAAAGUACAAUUACGCCUCAGUUCCAGACAAGUUGUGAUCGGCUGUAUAAAUCUGUCAACAUAAGUAGUACAUCAAUUAUUACGCCUGCUCAACUCCGGACAAGUUGUGAUCGACUAUAUAAAUCUUCAGUUGAUACUGAAAGUACUAAUCUUGAUAGGACUAAGGAGGGGUUAAGAAGUCAUGAUGAAUCAAAUGAGCUCAAGAAAGCUGUGCAUAGAAAUAUUGAAAGGCAUAGAAGACAAGAAAUGGCAAAUCGUGUUACUUCUCUAAGAUCUCUAAUUCCCAUUGAGUUCAUCAAGGGUAAACGUUCAGCAUCAGAUCAUAUGCAUGCAGCUGUGAAUUAUAUAAAGUAUCUUCAGAAGAAUAUACAAGAGUUGGAUAAUACAAGAAAAAAUAUUAUUUCAUUGGAUGAUCAAAACAAAAGUUCAACAAUUAUUAAUACUUUUCAGCAAAAUAAUAAUUGUAUCACAGUGAAUAAAUGUGAAGAUGGCAUGGAGAUUUUGAUUAAUGUCAAUAAUAGCCAUAAAGAUGAAAUAUUUUCUUUGUCCAAAGUGCUGAGAUGGCUACUUGAACAAGGGCUAAAUGUGGUUAGUUGUGAUAAUUCCAAACAAGAUGAAAGGACUUUAAUCAGGAUCCAAUGUCAGGUGAGUGAUAUAUCAUCAGGUCUCACUGUAGUUGGGCUGCAAAAGAAACUGACUGAUGUGAUUAAUUAACGCAGAAAAAAAAGGGCGGAUUCAGAAUUUUAAAUUUGCGCCCUUGUCCGGUCCUCCAAAAAUGUACUACUUUUGGAGGACCCGAUUUUGAAGAGUCCGAGCAAUAUAAGAUAUGAUAUCUCAAUUCAGAUUAAGAUUGGUUCUGAACCAGCAAUUGCAGACAUCUUUCAAUUCACACAGAGACACUUAAAAAAAAACUAAACUAUCAGGUGGUCGUUACAAUACAGAGGAAAGAAGACUAGGCCCCUGGAGGACUUUCAGGGACUAGGGAAGACAGGUGGAUUAUAGAGCUAUGGUAAAUAAAAGGCCCAUUGGGAAUGCAUGUACGACCCUCGACUGUACCAACAUUGAUGAAAAAAGAAAAAACUUUCCCAAUUGCAUCAUUAACCGAUGUAGGAUUCAAGAUCAAGUUCAGGAUUCGAGUCAAAUCAACCUUUCUACUCAUCUUAGGGUGAGGCAAGGAAUUGUUUCAAAUGUUUGUUGUUCAAUAUCUCGGUUGUUCAACAGAGAAAAGAAACCAUUUGCACAACACAAAACAAGUCAGAAGCCAACAAUUGUUCUAGCACAUAUUCAUCAAAGGGGCCAUAGUUCUAUCUGAAAAAACAACCAUGCAAGGACAUACAUAGAGCAAAACAGAGAAACAAUUUUUU
Molecule: messenger RNA, 1765 nt
Organism: Solanum stenotomum
Lineage: Eukaryota; Viridiplantae; Streptophyta; Magnoliopsida; Solanales; Solanaceae
Product: transcription factor bHLH55-like
Exons: 4
Coding region: 99-1115 (338 amino acids)
Biological process (GO): regulation of transcription by RNA polymerase II
Cellular component (GO): RNA polymerase II transcription regulator complex
Molecular function (GO): RNA polymerase II transcription regulatory region sequence-specific DNA binding; protein dimerization activity; DNA-binding transcription factor activity, RNA polymerase II-specific
Source: RefSeq, a predicted model, not a curated record